AUGGCUAUAAGGGGCUGUAACAGCGAGCUUUUCAUAUAUCUUCAAGCAUAUUUUGUGACAAUUGCCACCAUACUUGGCACAGGAAUAUUAGGUCUUCCAGUUAUGCUUAGCAGAUCUGGGUUGUACCCUUUUCUGGUGACCUUCGUCAUUGAUGCUUUUGUGCAAUCCUUACUAGUAUGUUUCUUUGUUGACCUACUUCAGAGGGCAGUAGUGGCACAGCACCAGUACCAAGGGGAGGAGAGUAUGCCUCUGAAUGCAAUGUUGGAAGAAGACAUUGCACUGGUGUCAGAUGAUGAUGAUGGAUCCUCAAAUGUUCAAUUCACAGGUGCCAUCAUGAAAGGGAAAAUGCUGCACAUUCGGGAGAUCCCUGUAGUUCAGACUCCAAACCUGCAUCUUUUGGGAAAGCUGUUUUUGGGCUGUGGACUGUCACAGGCUUUUGAUGUCAUUAUCAUCCUUCAGUUUAUUGCUCUUCUCAUCUGCUAUGCUCUUGCUGGAAGUGAAGCUUUUGCCCAGCUGAUUGGAAUUCACCACUUUUAUGUGAUACCUGUUUUUGUGUGGGUUUUAACACUGGCCAUAGUGUUUGCCCUUCAGCUAAUUAAGUCUGUGGUGUCCUUCCUCACUUUUAUCAAGGGGACUCUACUCUUGGGAACCGCAGCAGUGACAUUUUAUGUGGGUCUCACCGUAGCUGAAACAGUUAGCAAUGACUUCGCUUCAUGUUGGAGCUCCAUUUCUCAUGGGAACUGUGUUGUCAACACAAUGCCAUAUACAUUUGAAAAAAUUGCCUUCAAGAAAAAGCAGAUAUCCAAGUACCAUGCUGCUGUACAGGCAGGCCUGUGGACAUGUGUGUUACUAAACAUCAUCUGGUGCUGGACAGUGCUAGAAAUUGUGCCUCAGACUGUUGCCAAAGAAUGUGCAGCAGAAAGUGCCAGGCUCAGGCUGCAUGUGAAUUCUACUGCCAGAGAAGAAUCUAGUUACACUUGUGUUGGAGAAAUGUCUCUGGAGAGCGCUGCGGCCAAGGGUGAAAUUUCCACAAUUCCACUGACAAAACUGCUCAAGCGGGAUCAUCCACAUUUUACCUGGGUUGCAAUUUUAAUUCAGGUCUUUAUUCUGGUCAGCAUUUCUGUCUCUUACCUGACCAUAGGAACGGCUCUUCAUCACACAUUGAGUGGCAUCGUGCAGACAGUCAUUGUCAAAAAACAUAGGACCAGCUCUGAUAAAUCAAAAGUUAACAAGAAGUCAACAGGAGAAUGGUGUAUGAGGACAGUAAUCUCUCUAGCUGCAUUUGCUCUAGUCUUUGCUGUUGCCAUGAUGGAUCCUGAGGGUUUCAUUGACAUCUUAGAGAAACUGGUCUCUUUUACCCUGAAUGCCGAAGUGGGCCUGUUUAUAUUUCUGAUGCUGGUGUUUUCCAAGCGUGGUUCUUACAGAAACCUGGAAAUUCCUUUGCCCACACCAAGGUUUAUAUCCUACCUGGUGUUCUUCCUGCCAUUGUUUUUCAAUUUUGCAGUUUUCUUUGACAUCUAUGACACAACAAUGAGCAUCAUCUACCCUCAACAUUAUCAGACCAGUUUGGUAAUAAAUACCACCACGGAGCCUCCAGACUCCACCUUUUCUAUGUUUGCCACCAUAACCGACACCAACAUUACCGACACCAACAUUACCGGCACCAACAUUACCGGCAGCUUCUCUACUCCAGGCCACUGGCCAAACUUGGAAAAUAGCACAGUUUUGCCAGCGUAA
This is a messenger RNA of Candidula unifasciata, 1737 nucleotides long. NCBI's taxonomy places the organism in Eukaryota, Metazoa, Mollusca, Gastropoda, Stylommatophora, Geomitridae. The record is from the annotation of a GenBank genome assembly.